CUGCUAUAGCCUAGCGUACCUAUCUACUGAUAACAAACGUGCCGAUCAACCGUCUUCGCUCCAUACUGAUUGCCCAUUCGCAUUUCACUUCGUACUACGACACUGGACACUGCUGUUCUGAUCAGGUGACACCGUUGACCUGACACCUUCUACGCUUAAAUCCAUCAGUAUUUCUUCAAUCAAACUUCUACACCAGAUAAAAUGUCUGGAAAAGUGCUGCUCACCGAAGAUGCGACUUAUAAGGCACUGGCAGAGCACUAUUUGGCCAGCGGUUCGUCGCUGAACAUGAAAAGUCUGUUCGCGAACGAUAGUGACCGUUUCGACAAGUUCAGCAUAAGAAUAAACACUCCUAAUGACGGUGAAGUAUUAAUUGAUUAUUCAAAAAACCGUGUGGAUGAAAAGACCUUAGGCCUACUAUUUAAUUUGGCCAAAGCUCGUAAAGUUGAAGAGGCCAGAUCUGCUAUGUUUGGUGGAGAUGUUAUUAACAUAACUGAAAAACGACCUGUGCUGCAUAUAGCUCUACGUAAUCGUUCUAAUAAACCCAUAUUAGUUAAUGGUCAAGAUGUCAUGCCAGAUGUGAACAGUGUUCUGAAGCACAUGAAAGAAUUUACCGAACAAGUAAUAUCCAAAAAAUGGUUAGGAUACACCGGAAAACCUAUUGAAGAUGUUGUUAAUAUUGGUAUUGGAGGAUCAGAUUUAGGUCCAUUAAUGGUAACCGAAGCAUUAAAACCUUUUGCUAUUGGUCCCAAUGUACAUUUUGUAUCUAAUAUUGAUGGGACACAUUUACACGAAGUAUUAAAGAAGGUUAAUCCUGAAACUGUAUUGUUUAUAAUAGCCAGCAAAACAUUUACAACUCAAGAAACUAUAACAAAUGCAAUGUCUGCCAAGAAAUGGUUUUUGGAAACUGUUAAAAAUGAAUACAGUGUAGCUAAACAUUUUGUUGCGCUCUCUACUAAUAAAGAGAAAGUAACUGAAUUUGGAAUUGAUGAGUGUAACAUGUUUGGCUUUUGGGACUGGGUUGGCGGACGCUAUUCACUUUGGUCGGCUAUUGGUCUUUCAAUUUCAUUAUCAAUCGGUUUUGAAAAUUUUGAAUCCUUAUUAAGCGGUGCACACUUCAUGGACCAACAUUUUGUCAACACUCCAUUAGAAAAAAAUGCUCCUGUUAUUUUGGCUUUAUUAGGUAUUUGGUACCACAACUUCCAUGGUGCAGAAACACAUGCACUUCUUCCUUAUGAUCAAUAUUUACAUAGAUUUGCGGCAUACUUUCAACAAGGUGAUAUGGAAUCUAAUGGAAAAUCAGUUACUUUAAAUGGUAUCCCAAUUUCAACAUAUUCUACUGGGCCAAUUGUCUGGGGUGAACCUGGAACUAAUGGUCAACACGCAUUUUACCAACUCAUUCAUCAAGGUACUCGUCUCAUACCUGCUGACUUCAUUGCUCCUGCUGUUACCCACAAUAGCAUAAAUGGAGGUAUUCAUCACAAGAUUUUGAUGGCCAACUUUUUAGCUCAAACUGAAGCACUUAUGAAAGGUAAAACUCCAGAAGAAGCUCGCAAAGAACUCGAAGGUUCCAACUUAGACUCAGCAGAACUUGAAAAGUUAGUUGCACACAAAACUUUUUCUGGAAAUCGUCCAACCAACUCAAUUAUAUUGAAACAAAUUACUCCAUUUACAUUGGGAUUGCUGAUUGCUUUAUAUGAACAAAAAAUUUUUGUUCAAGGUAUUAUUUGGGAUAUUAACUCCUUUGACCAAUGGGGUGUGGAAUUGGGAAAACAACUGGCCAAAAAAAUUGAACCUGAACUUCAAACAUCGGACAUUAUCAAAAGCCAUGAUGCAUCCACUAAUGGCCUAAUCAACUUUAUUAAAUCUCAUUGGUGUUAAAUACCAAGAAAUUAUUUCGUCAAUAUUCUGUUAUUUAUUGAAUGGUUUGUUUAGAUAGAAUGUGGUAGAUUUUAUGUGAAACAAAUACACUUUUUACUAUUUAUUAUUUAAA
Sipha flava (yellow sugarcane aphid) is the source of this 1990-nucleotide messenger RNA. It is a transcript of the gene Pgi, whose product is annotated as glucose-6-phosphate isomerase. The transcript is spliced from 10 exons. Gene Ontology annotation, biological process: glycolytic process; glucose 6-phosphate metabolic process; gluconeogenesis. Lineage: Eukaryota; Metazoa; Arthropoda; Insecta; Hemiptera; Aphididae. Bases 202 to 1878 code for a protein of 558 amino acids. Gene Ontology annotation, cellular component: cytosol. The record is from RefSeq and is a predicted model, not a curated record. Gene Ontology annotation, molecular function: monosaccharide binding; carbohydrate derivative binding; glucose-6-phosphate isomerase activity.